AUGAACCCCCACCAGCAGAACAAGGUCGAUAUCAACUCGCUGAGCCCAGAGGAGCAGCGCCUGCUGCGCCUCUAUGGCAAGAUGCCCACCAAGAAAGACCUACUGCAGAACAAGCUCAAGGUGCGUGGUUAUGCCCCUCCCACGAACCUACCUACCCAAUGUCCUCUCCAACUCAACCCCACCCACCAAGAAAGGCAUCGGCCCAAACACACGCCAGAUCCAAACCCAACACCACCCCUUCUAACAUCACAAUUCUCACAGGAGCGCAAAUACUUCGACUCCGGCGACUACGCCCUUAGUAAAGCCGGCAAAGCCUCAGACGUCGGCGUCACCAGCAUCGGCUCCCGCCACCCAGUCCCGGAAAACAUCCCCCACCUGACAGCAACCUCACCGGGUGCCGCAAACGCCGCCACAGGCGGCAAUGGCGGCAGUGUCGCCGGCAUUGGCCAGCAGAUGCCCGGUAGCAUCAGCGGGCACCCGGGCUCGGUCGGAUUCCAGGGCCGCUCACCUAUGAAGGAGGGCAGUUUCCUGCACCGUGGCUCGAGCCUGAGUGAGGGCUCGACGGGGCCAGAGGGCCAUGACCAGGAGGGGAAGGAGGAAAGUGUGAGCCCGCCGCCUGCUCGGGAGGGCGUACCCAUCCGCCGGUGA
Molecule: messenger RNA, 648 nt
Organism: Penicillium canariense
Lineage: Eukaryota; Fungi; Ascomycota; Eurotiomycetes; Eurotiales; Aspergillaceae
Product: mRNA stability protein
Exons: 2
Coding region: 1-648 (215 amino acids)
Cellular component (GO): cytoplasm
Molecular function (GO): protein phosphatase inhibitor activity
Source: RefSeq, a predicted model, not a curated record